Messenger RNA from Cooperia oncophora, 333 nucleotides. The record is from the annotation of a GenBank genome assembly. NCBI's taxonomy places the organism in Eukaryota, Metazoa, Nematoda, Chromadorea, Rhabditida, Trichostrongylidae.
AUGUUCUCCUACAACGCCAAAGACGAUGGUUGGGUUGAUAUGGAGAUUUUCUCCAACACUAGCGAGAAACCAGCCAAUAACUACAUUGCUGUUGGAUUUUCGGAGGACGAAGAAAUGGGAAGCGACUGGGUGACGCAGUGCGUGUUUCCCAAGGAAGGAAAACCAACUGCUCAUUUCAGUUAUAAUGUUGGCAAAAGUAACACACCAGUCUCUGAUCCAAUGGAUAUGAAAGCUGAAGAAGAAAAUCUGAAGCUUGUUCAUGCUCACAAAGGAGAUGACGGCUUGUAUUGCCAUAUUAGGCAAAAGAGCGCCUCGGGUGAAAGUAAGUUCGUU